AUGGCGCCAGUUAAGCGCAAGGGGAAUGCCCCCGAAGAAACGGCUGCUCGCCAGCCACAGAAGCGCGCCAAGGUUGGAACCGAAGAGCGCAAAAAUGAGCAGAAGCCCAGAGACACCGCCCCGAAGGCUUCGGAGCUCUCUGUUCUCCGCGACGACGAACCAUCAUUCCCUCGUGGCGGUGGCAGCGUUCUGACCCCGCUGGAGCGCAAGCAAAUCCAAAUCCAGGCCCACAAAGAUGUUCUGUUCGAGCAAAAGGGUCCCAAGGGUCCCAAGAAGCCGUCUCGCGAAUUUGACGACAGCGACGACGAAGACGAAAAUGAUGUCGAUAUGGAAGACGCCGACACUGCGGCUCCUGCAAAGAAGUCGCGCAAGAAGAAGACCAAGGGAAAGAAGUCUAACAAGGAGGACAAGGCUGAGAAGGAAGGCGUUCGCAUUGAGCCUCUCACCUACAAGCGUAUCGUCCCCGGUUCCAUGAUUUUGGGUCAAGUUUCGAGCAUCAACGCCCACGAUAUUGCCCUUUCCCUGCCCAACAACCUUGUCGGCUACGUUCCCCUCACCUCAGUGUCGAAGAAACUCGAAGAGCGGAUUGAGAAGCUGCUCAACGAAGAAGAGGACGACGACGACGAUAGCUCGGACGAAAUCUCUUUCGAUCUCAAGGACCACUUCUAUAUCGGUCAAUAUCUGCGAGCGUAUGUCGUUUCCACCGGCACCGAUGCCACCGAGACUGGUGGUCGCGGCAAAAAACGCAUUGAAUUGUCAAUCGACCCAAGACAGACCAACUCUGGCCUCUCGAAAUCUGACCUAGUUGUGGAAACGGCUGUUCAGGCUUCGGUCGUCAGCGUGGAAGAUCACGGUCUUGUGAUGGACCUUGGUAUUGAGGGCUCGGACCUGAGGGGUUUCAUGGGCUCCAAGGAGAUUGAUACUCACGUCGACUACUCAUCAAUCAAAGAGGGUACAGUCUUCUUGUGUAUUGUCACUGGCCAGAAUGCCAGCGGCAAUGUCAUUAAGCUCUCGGCCAAUCUUAAACACUCUAUCAAGAAGUCCCACUUCCUUGCUGCCGCUCCUACUAUCAACUCUUAUCUCCCCGGUGUUGCUGCAGAGAUUCUUCUGACUGAAGUUACCACCAACGGCAUGAUCGGUAAAAUCAUGGGUAUGCUUGAUACGACCGUCGAUCUGGUCCAAUCCGGUGCCACUGAUGGAAUGCUCGAUUUGGAGCGUAAGUUCAAGAUUGGUGCCAAGAUCAAGGGUCGCAUUAUUUCAACCUUCCCUUCUGCCGAGCCUUAUAAAAUUGGUUUCUCCAUGUUGGACCAUGUUCUCAAGCUUUCCCCGGAUGGCCACGGCCCUGGUUCGUCUGAAGAUGCUCCUGCCGUCUCUGCCAUCGUUCCGGAGACCACUGUUGUGAAGGUCGACCCUGGUAUGGGUAUUUAUGUGCAGAUUGGCGAGACCAAGCAAGUUGGAUUUGUUCAUAUCUCGCGACUUUCUGACGGAAAAGUCGAGUCGAUCUCGGAUGAUUCAGGUCCAUUCAAGGUUGGAUCCACCCACGAAGCUCGUGUCGUCGGUUACAACAUGAUCGACAACCUCUACCUUCUUUCUUUCGAGCAGAGUGUCAUUGAGCAGCCCUUCCUGCGCAUCGAAGAUGUCUCCGUCGGAGCCAUUGUCAAGGGUAAGGUCGAGAAGCUCCUGAUCGGUUCCACCGGCAUGGAUGGUCUUAUUGUUAGCCUGGCUGAUGGUAUCACCGGUUUGGUUCCGUCUAUGCACUUUGCCGACGCCAAGUUGCAAUUCCCCGAGAAGAAAUUCCGCGAGGGGAUGAAGGUCUCUGCCCGAAUUCUGUCCGUGAACCUCGAGAAGCGUCAGAUCCGUUUGACUCUGAAGAAGAGUCUGCUGAACAGUGAGUCCGCUGUCUGGAAGGACUACAAGGAUAUCGUCGCUGGUGCCCAGUCUCCUGGUACCAUUGUGAGUCUGCAGCAUCACGGUGCGGUUGUUCAGUUCUACGGUGAUGUCCGCGGUUUCCUCCCCGUCUCCGAGAUGAGUGAGGCCUAUAUCAAGGAUCCCGCUAUGCAUUUUAGACUGGGACAGGUCGUUAAUGUCCACGCCCUGAGCGUUGAUGCUGCCCAGGGCAGACUUGCUGUUUCUUGCAAGGACCCGUCUUCUUUCACCGAGCAAUACCGCAAGGCCUUCGACGAUAUCCACCCAGGCAUUCUUGUAACCGGAACCGUCUUCGAAAAGUCCAAUGAUGACGUCCUUCUCAAGCUUGACGAGUCUGGUCUAGUCGCUCGCCUUGACGUUCAGCACAUCAUCGACGGAGCCCCUUCGAAGCAGAGUGCCACCCUCUCCAAGAUUCGCGUUGGUCAAAAGCUCAACGACCUUCUGGUCCUUGACAUCCAGCGCGCACACCGCCUCAUUCGAGUUUCUGGCCGUUCCAGCUUGAAGAAGGCCGCCAACAAGAGCAUGCCUGCCAAGUUCGAGGAUGUGCAGGAGGGUGCCACUGUCACUGGUUUCAUCCGCAACAUCACCCCUGAUGGACUGUUCAUUGAGUUCCUGGGUGGUCUUACUGGUCUCCUCCCCAAGCGUCUUAUUGAGGAGGCCAAUCUCUCUCGUCCCCAUUUUGGCAUGUCGAAGGGACAGGUCAUUUCCGUGACAAUCCACUCCGUCGACAUGGACUUCCAGCGGUUUAUUCUCAGCCAAAAGGCCUCCGAGGCUACUCACGCCGGCCCCAAGCCGACCAAGUCUCCUACACAGACCGAUGAUGCCCUUUCAAACCCUGUCGACGAGAAUGUCAAGACCAUGUCUGACUUUACAUUCGGACGUGUUGUCAAGUGCAAGGUUGCCUCUAUCAAGUCUACUCAGGUCAACGUGCAACUGGCGGACAACAUCCAGGGACGCAUUGACGUUUCGGAGAUUUUCGACAAGUGGGAGGAAUUCAAGGACCGCAAGCAACCCCUGCGUUUCUUCAAGGCCAAGCAGGUCCUGUCCGCUCGGAUCCUCGGUGUCCACGAUGCUCGCAGCCACAAGUUCCUGCCCAUCUCUCACCGUAGUGGCAAGUAUCCCGUGUUCGAGCUGUCUGUCAAGCCCAGCUUCAUGAAGGCUGCCAACCCUGUCCCGUUGAACCUUGAGCAGGUCCAGGUCGGAUCUUCCUGGAUGGGGUUCGUCAACAACGUCGCUGAUGACUGCCUCUGGAUCAACUUAUCGCCCAAUGUGCGCGGCAGACUCAACUUCAUGGAUGCUUCGGACGACCUGUCUCUCCUGACUGAUGUCGAGAAGAACUUCCCUAUCGGAUCUGCGUUGAAGGUUCAGGUCACUGCGGUCAAUGCUGAUAAGGGACACCUGGAUCUGUCUGCCAAGCAGGGCUUCGACAAGCUCUCGUUCGGAGACGUCUCCGUCGGCAUGAUUCUCCCUGGUCGCGUGACCAAGGUCACCGAAAAGCAGGUGAUCAUGCAGCUCGGCGAGGCCCUCGUCGCUGCUGUCAACCUCAUUGAUAUGGCCGAUGACUACUCGAAGGCCAACCCCACCAUUUACCGCAAGAACGAGAUUCUUCGAGCCUACGUUGUUGGCGUCGACAAGGCCAACAAGAAGAUUCACCUGUCUCUUCGCCCAUCAAAGGUCCUGAGCUCUUCGCUCCCUGUGCAGGACCGCGAGAUCAACUCGAUCAAGGAUGUCAAGCCCAAUGAGAUCAUCCGUGGUUUCGUCAAGCGUGUUGCCGACGCUGGUCUUUUCGUGUCUGUUGGUCACGGUGUUACUGCCUACGUCCGUGUUUCUGAUCUCUCCGACUCUUACUUGAAGGAGUGGAAGGACGCAUUCCAAACUGACCAGCUGGUCAAGGGCCGUGUCACUCUGGUGGAUGCUGCCCAGAACAAGUUGCAGCUCAGCUUGAAGGAGUCUCUCCUCGACCCUAAUUACAAGGCUCCAGUGACCCUGCAGGAUCUCAAGGUUGGCCAGAUCGUGACUGGAAAAGUCCGCAAGGUUGAGGAGUUCGGUGCCUUCAUCGUCAUCGACAAGUCUUCUAAUGUCAGCGGUCUCUGCCACCGUAGCGAGAUGGCUGACAAGCGUAUCGAGGAUGCUCGCACCCUGUACGAUGAGGGUGACGCUGUCAAGGCCAAGAUCAUCAAGAUCGACCGUGAUUCCAAAAAGAUCUCUUUUUCUUUGAAGGCUUCUCACUUCCAGGACGAGGCGGACGAGAGUGAAGACGAGGGCGAAUUAGAGAUGAGCGAGGAUGGCCCUGGUGGAGUCGAGCUGGAGGGCCACAGCGAUGAUGACGAUGUCUCUAUGGGGGGUGUCGAUGUCGAAGAAGGUAGCGAGGAGGAUGAGGAGGACGAGGACGAGGAAGACAGCGAUGUCGACGAGUCCACCAAGCCUUCCAAGGAGGGUGGUCUCGGCGCCAGUGGCUUCGACUGGAGCGGCAACGUCCAGGUCGACGAUAAGGCGGCUGCCUUGGACAGUGACGACGAGGAGGACUCCAAGAAGAAAAAGAAGAAGAACCGCAAGCCCGAGAUCGAGGUUGACCGUACGGGCGAGCUGGAUGCCAAUGGCCCUCAGACCGUUGCCGACUACGAGCGUCUCCUCAUGGGUGAGCCCGACUCUUCUCUUCUUUGGCUGCAAUACAUGGCCUUCCAGCUGGAGCUUGGUGAGGUCGACAAGGCCCGGACCAUUGCUGAGCGUGCUCUUCGCACCAUCACCAUGGGCCAAGAUGCCGAGAAGCUGAACAUCUGGGUUGCUCUGCUAAACUUGGAGAACACCUAUGGCAACGACGACACCCUCGAUGAGGCGUUCCAGCGUGCCUGUCAGUACCAGGACCCUCAGCAGAUGUACGAGAAGAUGGCCUCCAUUUUCAUCAGCUCUGGCAAGAACGAGAAAGCGGACGAUAUCUUCCGCACCGCGAUGAAGAAGAAGAUCUCGAACCAGUCCCCCAGCUUCUUCCUGAACUACGCAACUUUCCUGUUCGACACCCUCGCCAACCCCGAGCGCGGCCGCGGCCUGCUCGCGCGUGCUCUGCAGUCGCUCCCGACCCACACCCACGUCGAGACGACCACCAAGUUCGCUCAGCUGGAGUACCGCUCUGCCAAUGGUGAUAUUGAGCGCGGGCGUACCGUUUUCGAGGGCCUGCUCUCCUCGUUUCCCAAGCGCAUUGACCUGUGGAACGUCCUGCUUGAUUUGGAAAUCAAGAACGGUGACGCGGAUCAGGUGCGCCGUCUGUUUGAGCGUGUGCUCGGCCUGUCGCACAAGAAGGGUGCUGUCAGCAUCGACUCCAGCAAGAAGCUGAAGCCCAAGCAGGCCAAGUUCCUGUUCAAGAAGUGGCUCGCCUUUGAGGAGAAGCUUGUUGCCGCGGGUGGGGACGAGAAGAUGGUGGAGGAGACCAAGGCGCGGGCGGCGGCCUACGUCAAGUCUCUGCAGGAGGAGUAA
Penicillium argentinense is the source of this 5397-nucleotide messenger RNA. RefSeq names its product putative rRNA biogenesis protein RRP5. Bases 1 to 5397 code for a protein of 1798 amino acids. Lineage: Eukaryota; Fungi; Ascomycota; Eurotiomycetes; Eurotiales; Aspergillaceae. The record is from RefSeq and is a predicted model, not a curated record. Gene Ontology annotation, biological process: rRNA processing. The transcript is spliced from 3 exons. Gene Ontology annotation, molecular function: RNA binding; protein binding. Gene Ontology annotation, cellular component: nucleolus; small-subunit processome.